Molecule: messenger RNA, 873 nt
Organism: Budorcas taxicolor (takin)
Lineage: Eukaryota; Metazoa; Chordata; Mammalia; Artiodactyla; Bovidae
Gene: TMEM35A
Product: transmembrane protein 35A
Exons: 2
Coding region: 49-582 (177 amino acids)
Biological process (GO): chaperone-mediated protein complex assembly; positive regulation of protein localization to cell surface
Cellular component (GO): endoplasmic reticulum
Molecular function (GO): acetylcholine receptor regulator activity
Source: RefSeq, a predicted model, not a curated record
AGGGUGCGCAAAGCAGAACGGUUAGUCCGGACCUGCCUUGGUGACCCCAUGGCAUCCCCUAGAACCGUAACCGUCGUGGCCCUCUCAGUGGCCCUGGGACUCUUCUUUGUUUUCAUGGGGACUAUCAAGUUGACCCCCAGGCUCAGCAAGGAUGCCUACAGUGAGAUGAAACGUGCUUACAAGAGCUAUGUGCGAGCCCUCCCUCUGCUGAAGAAAAUGGGGAUCAAUUCCAUUCUCCUCCGCAAAAGCAUUGGUGCUCUUGAGGUGGCCUGUGGCAUUGUCAUGACUCUUGUGCCUGGGCGUCCCAAAGAUGUGGCCAACUUUUUCCUCCUCUUGCUGGUGUUGGCGGUCCUCUUCUUCCACCAGUUAGUCGGUGAUCCUCUCAAACGCUACGCCCAUGCCCUGGUGUUUGGAAUCCUGCUCACCUGCCGCCUGCUGAUUGCCCGCAAGCCUGAAGACCGGUCUUCUGAGAAGAAAUCCUCACCACCAGGGAAUGCGGGGAGUGACGGCAAUGCCGGGAAUACCGAGGAGCAGCCAUCCUUAUAUGAGAAGGCCCCUCAGGGCAAAAUGAAAUUGUCGUAGGAGAGCAGAAGUGCAAAAAAUGGACCUUCCAGGCAGUUGCCUCCAUGACACCCAGGAAGAUGUCAGUGUGUGUUUUUCAUUUGAUUUAUUUAUCUUGGGGGAAAGGGACACAUAUAACCUGCAAGUUGAUGGUCCUAUUGGCUUGUGUACACCUAUACCCUAAAAUGACCUCCCCACAUAGACGUGUGUGCACCACCUUUAAUCACUCUGGGGCAACUCUCACAUCUUGCUGCAUGUACAUGUAUAUGGCUAACUAUUGAAGUGUAUUUGUGAGAUGGAUUCCAGCAAGCA